Alternaria burnsii is the source of this 1182-nucleotide messenger RNA. RefSeq lists its product as uncharacterized. The transcript has a single exon. The coding region runs from base 1 to 1182 and encodes 393 amino acids. Lineage: Eukaryota; Fungi; Ascomycota; Dothideomycetes; Pleosporales; Pleosporaceae. The record is from RefSeq and is a predicted model, not a curated record. Gene Ontology annotation, molecular function: oxidoreductase activity, acting on NAD(P)H.
AUGAAAGCCCUCAUACUCGCCGCAGAGGACCGAACAGCGUAUAUCGGUGACGUACCUUGGCCAGAGCCUGCUGUGAACGAACUACUGGUUCGUGUAAGGGCGAUUGCGCUCAAUCCCAUUGACCCACUAUAUGUCGCGCAUCCGCUGGGUAAUUCUGGACGGACGAUUGGGAGCGAUUUUGCGGGUACCAUAAUCCAGAUUGGCGGUGAUGUACCCUCAGAAGCCGAUCUCGAUGUUGGAAACGAGGUCGCUGGUUUUCUGCAAGGUGCUUGCAGCGUCAACGAACGACCGGGUGCCUUUGCAGAAUUUGUUGUGGUCCCGUGGGAUCUAGUAUGGAAGGUACCCAAGUCGGUGACUCUGGAGCAAGCUGCGGGUGUAAGCCUUGUAGCCCUUACGUCUGCGCAAGCAAUAUGGUACCGGCUAGGGAUGGAAGCGCCGUUUGCGUAUGAUCGCGAGCAAAUUUUCCAAGAGCACCCAGAGUGGAAAUACGCCGCACAGAACCGAUGGGACGAAGCGGAUGUAACCAACGUUUUCGUCUAUGGUGCAUCUACAUCAGUCGCAUUGUUUGCGGCGCAGAUGAUACGGCUCAGUGCGAAAUCGAGUGGCAAAGCUAUCAAGCUGUACGGCGCAGCUAGCGAGGCUCGAUGGGAGCUUCUCAAAGCAGAGCCAUACGGGUAUGACGCUCUCGUUGAUUACCAAGACCCUGACUGGCCAGAGCAAAUCAGAGGGUUUACUGGCGGCAUUGGAAUACACUAUGCAUUCGACUGUAUUUCUGAAGCUAGGUCCGUCGAGCGUACCUGUUCGACCCUCGCACGUGGUGGGAAGAUAGCCAUCGUCCGAUCUCGUGAAGGUGGAGCUUGGAAGCCGCACAAUACCUCUGUCGAACCCAUUUAUGGUGCGGUGUGGGAGGCAUUGGGCGAAGAGGUUCAGUACCAAGGCUUUACUGUACGACGAUCACCGGCUGCUCGUGGGUUCGCAGUAGCGUUCUACGCGUGGCUCGGCGAAUCCAUAGCUUCCAAGCUGAGCCCAAAUCCGAUCAGAUUGAUGCCAGGCGGCUUAGGAAGCGUAGUUCGUGAUGGCUUUCAGUUGCUCGGUGCAGGCGGUAUGGAAGAAAGACGAAAAGUUCGCGCUGAACCGUGGAUGCGGCCUGUCAGUGCCGAGAAGAUUGUUUAUAAUAUCUGA